Gaeumannomyces tritici R3-111a-1 is the source of this 3786-nucleotide messenger RNA. RefSeq lists its product as hypothetical. The record is from RefSeq and is a predicted model, not a curated record. Gene Ontology annotation, biological process: double-strand break repair via homologous recombination. Bases 103 to 2550 code for a protein of 815 amino acids. Gene Ontology annotation, cellular component: cytoplasm; chromosome; nucleus. The transcript is spliced from 4 exons. Lineage: Eukaryota; Fungi; Ascomycota; Sordariomycetes; Magnaporthales; Magnaporthaceae. Gene Ontology annotation, molecular function: nucleic acid binding; four-way junction helicase activity; ATP binding.
CGUAGACAAGCUUCAAAGUCUGCGUAAGGACCCCGCCCGCCCAUUUGCCCAGCAUUCCAUCGCUGCCUGGACUUCUGCCUUUGAACCUCUAGUCCUGGCAUCAUGAGCGACUACGGAUCUGGCGAUGAUCUGUUCGACGGGGAUGAGGCAGGUGCCGCCCUGGAACACACAGCCUCCAGCCAAAUCCAGCCUGCCAACACCUCACCGCAAGCUCCACUGAAGCGCAAGUUCGAGGAUGAGGAGGACGAGUUUGACAAUCUUAUGACUGAGGGCUUUUCAGCGAUCGAAGAUGUCAAGAAGCCGAGGAUCAAGCUCGAAGCCGACAACGAGCCGCCGUGCCCUCGAAGGACCGAGCUGGCGCGCAAGAUCCUCCGCCAGACAUUUGGCUAUGGCGGCUUUCGCCUGGAGCAGGAAGCUGCAAUCUCUUGCGUUCUCAGUGGUAGGAAUGCUAUGGUUGUGAUGCCCACGGGAGGAGGCAAAAGUCUGUGCUAUCAGGUUCCAGCAAUCGCUUUCGCGGAACUGGACUCUGCUGAUGGCAGUGUCAGGCCCGGCGGCCAUGGCAUCACCAUCAUCGUCUCUCCCCUUCUAGCCUUAAUGAGGGACCAGGUAGAAGUGCUCAAGCGCAAGGGCGUUGCUGCUGAGAGUAUCGACUCCACCAAAACUUGGGAGCAGCAGCAAGAGAUCAGCGCCAAGAUGCGGAACGGGACACUCCGUCUCCUGUACUGCGCUCCAGAGCGCCUGAACAACGAGGGCUUCAUCGAGAACCUCAAGCAUGUGGCUGGCGGGAUCCGGCUCGUCGCAGUCGACGAAGCCCACUGCAUCUCCGAAUGGGGUCACCAGUUCAGGCCGGACUACUUGAAGGUCGCUCGGUUCGUGCAGGAGGUCAAGGCCGAGAGGGCUAUCUGCCUCACAGCCACGGCCACGACCAAGGUCAUUGACGAUGUUUGCAAGGCCUUCGACAUCGCCAAGACCGAUGUCUUUCGCACAGCACCAUAUCGCCCCAACCUGCGCCUUCUCGCGAAACCCGUGAAGCUAGCCGAUGACAAGUUGGAUCAGCUCCUCUCAUUUUUGAUGGGACACAAGGGCCCGACGCUGGUCUACGUUACGGCCCAGUCACAAGCCGAGGCCCUCGCGCAGAAGCUAGUCAAAGCUGGUUUGCGUGCUGUGCCGUUCCAUGCAGGCAUGAAGACAGAAGACAAGGAAGCCAACCAAGACAAGUUUAUGGCCGAUAAGGUCGAUAUUGUUGUCGCUACCAUCGCGUUCGGCAUGGGAAUCGACAAGCCCAACAUCCGAAAUGUGGUCCACUACGGCAUCCCAGGCUCAGUCGAGGAGUAUAGCCAACAGGUUGGCCGCGCAGGACGAGACGGAAAGCCUAGUAGCUGCAUGUUCUACCUCUGCCCUGAAGACCUGGAUGUUCGCUCAGUGCUCGCAUACGGCGACACACCAACGCGGAAAGCCCUGGGGUCGGUGCUACAAAAUAUCUUUGACGACGAGGUCACGGCCCUUCCUGUCGACGGCGUCUUCAAACGCAGUCAAUAUGCCCAGACGAACGAAUACGAUAUUCGUGCCAACCCUCUGUCUAUUGUAUAUGCGAUGCUGGAGCUGCGCUUCAAACUGAUACGCGCCAUCACCCCUGAGUAUGGACAGUACAAGUUCACCACUCAAACCACAUACGACGCCACCAUCUCGAACGACAAGUCCCCCGCAGCACAGGCUAUCGUCCAAUUCUCCUCCAAGCCACAGAGAGGCAAGAACUACACCAUGGACGUUCAGACCGCCGCCCGAGCCCUGAACAUCAACCGUCAGGAGAUCAUUAGGAAGCUCAACGAGCUGCACGACAGGGGCUUCAUCAAGCUGACAGCUUCGGGAGUGGAGAACCGGUACCGGGUCAUAUCCAAGAAUUUGCCCCGGACGCCAGACCAGAUCAAUACUCUGGCGGACGAGAUCUUUGCGGACCUGAAGCAGCGUGAAGCGGAUGCAGUCCAGCGGAUCGAUCAGGUCAUAGGAUUGGUGACAGGAAAGCAGUGCUUUGCCCACGCGCUGUCGUUGCAUUUCGACAUGGAUCUUCCAGACGACAAGAAGAGCUGCGGUCACUGCGGAUACUGCGAGACUGGCGUCGCAGUUGUCAUGCCCGACGCGCCGCCACGGCCACCGGUUGGCGUGGAUCUCCUGAUGGAAAUCCUUGAUGCCAUCCCGGAUCGCGACGACCCCCUACUUCUAACCAAGAUUGCGUUCGGCAUCACCACCCCGCGCGUGACGCGGAUGAGAAUAAGCAGAAAUCGUUUCUUUGGGUCGCUAACGGGCCACAACUUUGACGAUGUCCUCGACGAGUUCACUCAGAUCUGCAGCCAGGCUGGCGGCAAGACUAGCAGCAUCAAGCGGGAGAGCUCCACACCGAUAAUCAAGAAGGAACCAACGAGCAGCGCAUAUUCGGGCCGACCGACUCAAACAUCUGGUAGUCAAGGCUGGGGACGAGGUCGGGGCUCUGGAUCCCGCCAGGCCUCUAGUAGUCGGGGCGGGGGACAAGGCCGGGGUUGGGGGCGGACGUGAAGCUCUUGGCUGCGUUCAGAGGCCAAUACCUAUGGCAGAAACGAGCCAAGCAAUAAAUAUACUCCUCUUCUAACGCCGAGAGAGGGCUCGAGUGUCCACUCCCGAGGCGAGCCUCUAUGAUGGCAAACGCCCAAAGUUUGUCUUGAGGGAUUUAACUCGCAGGGGUGGGCGACAUCAGGCACUAUCCGACAGCAGACUACCUCACAACAGGGCCGAGAAGUGUCCGCGAGCCCCGUUGGGGCUGGUGUCGCAAAGCCAAGAUUCCUAUCAGCGAUGGCGGAUCUUGCCGCCAAGAUGUACGACCAUGCGUAUUGGAGGGGGCAAGCAACAAUCUUGCCUUUUUGGAUGGGCGUUUGCGCCCAAUGUCCACUCACGUGCCCCUUGGCUUGCUUUUGCCGCCAUGCUACCCUGCGGCCCGACCGCGGGCAAGGGGCAGCCGACCCGAAGGGCGCCCCGCAGUUGCUUGGGUGCGCCGCCAAGAGACGAAAAUCCCCGUUGCUGUCGCAGUUGGGCGGGCGGCGGUGGCUGUGCAAUGUCGAUGAUAUCUCUUGGCCUUUAUCCCUUGGUUCCAUUUCAUUAUUCAUUUCCCCUUGACCGACAUUGUUUUCUAUCUUGCCUUGGCAGUCACAGCGCAGCUAUCGCCAAGCAACGGAUAUCUGUGGGAGAGGAUCCACUUUGGUGGUUCGCGACGAGGAACUUGUCAUGUUAGCGUUUUUCUGAUGUUUUCUCCAGGCUGGCGAUCUUGCCUCGGCCAGACUCGUCCAAUAUUAUUGUUAUGUCGACCGGUUCUUGCUGCGUAGCAGGGGCUAUGUUCACACACGACGUCGUUCUGUCGGCGGGGCUCGUUAUUCCGUGGGGGUUCUUCUCGAGCUGUGUUCCCUGCCUGUCCCCCCUUGGUCCGGGAUAUUGUCCCCCCUUCCCCGGCGCCGUGAGUUGGACCUGUUUGUUCCGAAUUCCUUUGACCAAUCCACAGCGAAGAUGGCCUUGGCGCGCAGGUAAGCUACACUGUCGCAGGGUGGUCGAGGGGAAGGGUCACUUGCGCGACAGCUCUCUCCCGCCCUCUUGGCCCUCUAGUCGGCGACCUCGCCCGCCCGUCCGUGUCUCGAUCUCGCACCGUCGCCGUUUUGGAGAGGCGCUCGGUGGCACCUGGGCGGGUAACGUGGGCCUGUCGGUCUGUCCAGGGCCGGAUCGGGGAGAGAAUGUUCUAUGAACCAAGGGAGCUGGCGCAGGCGAGCG